GGGCGGAAGCGGUGCUUUCUGGCAGGAAGCAGCGUCUCGGGGUGAGACUUGUUGUCUCGCGCGAGUUCGCUGCUGCUUGGGCGGGCGGUUUGAAUCCCAGCAGCUAGAAAAAGCAUUUUUUUCCCGCGGCUGGAGAUGGAAGAGGAGAGGGAGAAAGCAGGAAGUCGUAACAUGACCUCCCCAGAUUUAGAUGGCCUGUGCUCCAAUAUAAACAGCAAGAUUUCAAAUAUCAAGACGUUGCUACGAUUAAGAAAGAUAGGCCAGGAGCAAUCCCUGAAAGCCGUGCUCAGCAAGAUAGUCCACGAGAUGUUCCUCUUCAACGACUUCCUCAACAAGAUGGAGCUGGAAUGUCAACAUCAGGAGAGGCAGCAAGGUCAACUCAAGGAGCUCCGGGAACUGAUUGAAAAGGACUAUGCUGAAGCCCAGCAUCUGGAAGAAAACAUGCCUUUCCACCUGCCCAGUGCAGAGCCCGCUAGCGCCAUGAGUUUGCCUGCAAAGGAGGAGCAGGGCAGAGACCCGGACCUGGGGCGCCAGAAGAAGCCAGCGAAGGCGACCAAGCACGUGAGAGAAAUCCCCUUCAUGACGGUGGAGGAGUUUGAAAGUGUUCCAGCGUACAUGCGAGGUCGCCUGACAUACAGUCAAGUGAAUGCCGUGAUUCAAGAAGUCAACAAGGCCGUGGCCAGCAAGUACAAGAUCAUGCGCCAGCCCACUAAAUCGAUGACCAGCGCCAUCCGGAACCUCUACUUCAGAUUCCAGGAAGAAGAAACGAAGGAUACAAAAGGCGAGUUCUUUAUCGUGGAGGCGGACGUUGAGGAGUUCACGCAGCUGAAGGCGGACAAGCGUUUCUACAGCAUCCUGACCAUCUUGCGGCACUGCCAGAGAGUGAAGGAGAUCCGGGGCUCACGGCUCGUUCGCUACGCCGUUUGUUGAGAGGCGGCAUCUUUGGACUUGAGGUGGUGGUGAGGUCCCCCAAGGUCCAUGGGACGAAUCAAAUUCUAAAUGGUCACUUUGUUGGUUUUGAGCCUGCUUUAGUGUGCUUUGAAAUCCUUUCACAAUUAACCAACUAAUCUUAGAAUGGGCUAGCCUCCAAACGUAAUCGUUCCUCUCUUUUUUUUUUGCAAAAAUAUGAAGAUGUUUGGCAAGCAAGCAUUCUUUGCCCCCCCUCCCCAGUUUGAGUUUUGCAUCCCAUGUCCUUAAAUAACUCCUCUCCCCGCACACCGUUCGCUGCCGUUUGACGUGACUAACGACGUAGCAGCUUAAAACGAAUUUCUCUGAGCUCUUGAAGCUGGAAUUUUGGAAUUGCUCAAACGCCAAUAAAGAGUCUUAACCGCA
Messenger RNA from Heteronotia binoei (common prickly gecko), 1332 nucleotides. RefSeq names its product spindle and kinetochore associated complex subunit 1 (gene SKA1). The transcript is spliced from 7 exons. Gene Ontology annotation, molecular function: microtubule binding. NCBI's taxonomy places the organism in Eukaryota, Metazoa, Chordata, Lepidosauria, Squamata, Gekkonidae. The record is from RefSeq and is a predicted model, not a curated record. Gene Ontology annotation, biological process: chromosome segregation; cell division; regulation of microtubule polymerization or depolymerization. Bases 136 to 930 code for a protein of 264 amino acids. Gene Ontology annotation, cellular component: spindle microtubule; mitotic spindle; outer kinetochore.